Molecule: messenger RNA, 5716 nt
Organism: Cryptotermes secundus
Lineage: Eukaryota; Metazoa; Arthropoda; Insecta; Blattodea; Kalotermitidae
Product: probable multidrug resistance-associated protein lethal(2)03659
Exons: 25
Coding region: 608-4771 (1387 amino acids)
Biological process (GO): transmembrane transport
Cellular component (GO): membrane
Molecular function (GO): ATP hydrolysis activity; ATP binding; ABC-type transporter activity
Source: RefSeq, a predicted model, not a curated record
CUAGUUACCAAUAGUUGCGCAAUGUUGACACUAGAAAUCAUGUUUGCAUAGCAAAUAUAUGAAAUAUAUCCCAUAAUACCAGUUUCAUCCAACUAAUAUAGUUACGAAAAACAGGUCGAACAUUCGUUCGUGUUGAUUGCUGAAAACUUUUUCGAGAUGCGAGACCUGAAGUAAAAGUGAAAGUAUGGCUGUAGACGGCAAAGUACGGGAUUGGAACUUGUUUCUCGUUCUCUAUUUAAACAGUAGGUGACAUAUGACCGCAUAUGACAAAGCAUGAUGUUUCAGACAGCAUUCGGUAAUUGUCACGUUAUUUAGCGUUUAGUGGUGUAACUGAGGAUAGUGGAAAAUAAAUUGUAAUCUCGUCUACUUUGAAUAUUAUACCGAAUCUUUUUUCUCCACAAGAUUAUUGCGAAAAGAAGAGGUCAUGGGCAGAAUGUAAAACGUCCUUAAUGCUGGAGUAUUCACCGCCUAUCUAGAUAGAAAACAUAUGUAACUAGUUUUAUGGUGUUUUUGAGACCGGAAUCCUACCUGGGUUUGAAGUCUGGGUUGUUCUAGUGGAUUAGAAGAUUAGAAGAGUAGUUGCUGCUGAGAACAGGAGGGAUUCAGGAUGGAUGGUGGCAUUAAGAAGAAUCUGAAUCUUAAUCCUAGGACCAACGCCAGUCCACUGUCCCUCAUCACUUUUGCUUGGGUCCUGGAACUGUUCAGAAAGGGAUACAAGAGGGAUCUAGAAAUAGAAGAUUUAUAUGAAGAACUUGAAGAACAUCGGUCUAGUUACUUGGGCAAUGAGUUGGAGAGGUUAUGGAAUGCUGAGUUGGAGCGAGCCAGUGCAAGAGGUGUGGAUCCCAGCUUGCUACGAGUUCUGUUCAGGUGUCAUGGUCGCUGUAUUUUGUUCCUUCAGAUUCUACUGUGUUUUGUAGAAUGUUGUUUUGUGGUGACUCAGCCUAUAUUUCUUGGGGGACUGAUACAGUACUUUGGACCGAAUAGCACCAUGAGCCAUAGUGUGGCUGCUGGAUAUGCUGCCUGCAUCGUUGCCAGCACAUUUAUAUCCGUGCUAUUCUAUCAUGCUCACAAUAUGAGUGCUCUGCAUCUUGGAAUGAAGAUGAGAGUUGGACUUUGCUCUUUGGUUUACAGAAAGGUGUUGAAGCUGAGUAAGACAGCUCUGGGUGAAACGACGGUGGGCGAGGCAGUGAACCUCCUGUCUAACGAUGUGAGCAGAUUUGAUGUGUCACUUAUAUUUAUGGCCUACAUCUGGAUUGGUCCAGUAGAGAUGGUGAUUAUUGUGUACUUAAUGUGGCGCCAGAUUGGAAUUGCUACACUGACUGGCGUGGCGAGUGUUGUGGUUCUCCUUCCAGUGCAAGCUUUCUUUGGGAAGAUGAUCUCUACAUUACGUCUGCGUACAGCCAGAAGAACUGACCAACGCAUCAGAUUUAUGAAUGAGAUCAUCGUUGGCAUUCAGGUGAUCAAGAUGUAUGCUUGGGAGAAACCAUUUGCACAUCUUGUUUCUUUAGCUCGCAAAAAAGAAAUCCAAGUUAUAAGGACUUCAUCCUACGUGGAAGGCAUUCUGUUAUGUUUUGGAUGGUUAAUUGGAAGAAGGCUUGCUGUCUUCGUGAGCAUAGUAACAUAUGUCAUUCUGAACAAGAAUGUCACUCCUGAGAAGAUGUUUGUGGUCACUGCCUACUUCAGCACCCUCACAGAGUCCAUGACAAGCUUCCUCUCACUUGCAAUAGCACACUUUUCUGAAGCAUAUACUUCUGUUCAGCGAAUCAAGACCUUCUUGUUGUAUGAUGAAGUGGUGGAUGUGGCUGGACAGAAUCUGGGACCUGGGAAGUCUCUGAGUGAUGGGGCUGGAGGUGAGGGAGAUAAUGAUUACAGGAUCAGUAAUCACUUACUGGAAGCAAAGGCAGCUUCCAUUGAAACAAAGCCAGAAUGUGAUAGUAGGAUUGAUAUUCAGACUGAAGAAGAUCAAACGAAACCAGAAACAUCCCAGGAGUUUUCUGGUGGAAUCAAGAGUGCCCAUGUGACAGCCAAAUGGACUGAGGACUUGUCUGAGAACACUCUGACAGAUGUGAGUCUGGAUGUGAGGCCCGGAGAACUUGUGGCUGUUGUCGGACCUGUCGGCUCAGGGAAGACAUCACUGCUGCAUGCCAUCCUGAAGGAACUGCCCCUCAACAGUGGCUCCAUCUCUGUGGGUGGAUCAGUAUCAUAUGCAUCGCAGGAGCCCUGGCUGUUCACAGGCUCUGUACGGCAGAACAUCCUGUUUGGGCAGCCCAUGGACAGGAACCGGUACAGACAAGUGGUCAGAGUCUGUGCUCUUGAACGGGACUUCCAGCUGCUACCCCACAGUGACAGGACCAUUGUGGGGGAGAGGGGUGUCACCCUGAGUGGUGGGCAGAGGGCGAGGAUCAGCCUGGCAAGAGCUGUUUACAAAGAAGCAGACAUCUACUUGCUUGAUGACCCACUGUCCGCUGUGGACACACGUGUGGGGCGUCACCUGUUUGAGGAUUGUAUUUGUGGCUUCCUUGUGGGGAAGACUAGAGUGCUGGUCACACAUCAGCUGCAGUACCUCCACACAGCUGAUGACAUCAUUAUUCUCAAUAAUGGAGCAGUAGAAGCCAGGGGCACUUACACGGAACUGCGUAAAUCUGGGGUUGACUUUGCAAAGAAACUUGCCGUUGGACCAGAGGAGCAUGAAGAUGAGGAGAAGCCCCUUGCCAACAGCACACAAUCACCUGUACGCAGGAAUGUGCGUCACACCUCAGAGUCUUCUACUGUGAGCUCGAUGUCCUGGUCAGAGCCUCAGAUGUUGGCUGAGAUGAGGUCACGGGGCGGUGUGAGUUUCAGUGUGUAUCGGGCAUACUGUGCGGCUGGAGGGAGCUGUGGCAUCACUCUGCUGGUGUUUGGUGUGUGCAUACUUGCACAGUUUGUUUUCAGUCUGGGAGACUACUGGAUGUCUUAUUGGUCUGACAUAGAAGAGCAGCGAGCAAGUCAGAUCUGUGUUCCUGCCAAUAAUACGAGUAUGAUAAAUGUGACAUUCACAGUAGAAAAUGACAUCUCCAGCCCAUUCUGUUGCGUGAAUUCCACCAUCAUAGCAGCGACAAACUGUACUGAAUUGGAAUGGCUACCCAGCACAGAGACAUGUAUCCUUGUAUACACUGGCUUCAUAAUUGCCAUCAUUGUACUUGCAUUCAGCAGUGUCUUUUCAUUCUUUGCAAUGUGCAUGAGAGCAUCAGUCAACCUACACAACGCCAUGUUUACCAGCAUCACUCGUGCCACCAUGCAGUUCUUCAACAACAAUCCCUCAGGUCAGAUAUUGAACCGCUUCUCAAAGGAUAUGGGAUCUGUUGAUGAGUCUCUUCCACGCACAAUGAUAGACUGUGUGCAGAUAGGACUGGCACUGAUUGGUGUUGUGUUGGUUGUGGCAGUGGUGAACUUCUGGUUACUGAUCCCAGCAGCAGUGAUGUUUGCUUUCAUCUAUGUGCUGAGGGUUUGCUAUGUCUCCACGUCACGCAGCAUCAAGAGACUUGAAGGAAUAACUCGGAGUCCUGUCUUCUCACAUCUCAGUGCAUCUCUGCAGGGUCUAACUACCAUACGUGCUUUUGGCAAUGAAGCCUUGCUUGAAAAAGAAUUUGAUAGUCAUCAGGACUUGCAUUCAUCUGCCUGGUUCAUGUUCAUUGCAUCAAGUCGGGCUUUUGCCCUGUGGCUGGACUUUGCCUGUCUCAUGUAUAUUGGUCUUGUCACCUUCAGCUUCCUGUUCCUCGAUAGAGGACCACAUGGUGGGGAUGUAGGACUGGCUAUCACCCAGUCCAUAGGACUGAUAGGAAUGAUUCAGUGGGGGAUGCGACAGUCAGCAGAGCUGGAGAACAAUAUGACUUCCUUGGAGCGUGUGCUAGAGUAUACCAGUCUUGAGAGUGAGCCUCCACUCGAGUCUCCUUCUGAUAAGAAACCACACAGAAACUGGCCAAAUUCCGGUAACAUUGUAUUUGAUGAAGUUGUCCUCGCUUAUUCCAAAGAUGGUCCACCAGUCUUGAAAUGUGUCAGUUUCACUGUGAUGUCAUCAGAAAAGGUGGGCAUCGUGGGUCGCACUGGAGCAGGCAAAUCUUCUCUCAUAGCAGCUCUGUUUCGUCUGGCAGGCAUUUCGAGUGGUCAAAUCCAAAUUGAUGGUAUAGACAUUGCCUCAGUAGGUCUCCAUGACCUGCGCUCCAAGAUCUCCAUCAUCCCACAGGAGCCUGUGCUGUUCUCUGGCUCACUGAGAGAGAACCUGGACCCAUUCAGCGAGUACUCAGAUUCUGCAUUGUGGGCUGCGUUAGCUGAGGUGGAGCUGAAGCAGGUUGUAGAUGAGCUGCCCGCUGGACUGAGCCACAGGGUGUCAGAGGGCGGUUCUAACUUCAGUGUGGGUCAGCGCCAGCUCCUGUGUCUGGCCCGCGCCAUCAUCAGGAACAACAAGAUCCUGGUGCUGGAUGAGGCCACGGCCAAUGUGGACCCACAGACCGAUGAACUAAUUCAGGCAACAAUUCGUCGUAAGUUUGCGGACUGUACAGUGUUAACAGUUGCCCAUCGUCUGCACACGGUAAUGGACAGCAAUCGUAUCCUUGUCAUGGACGCUGGGCAUGUUGUGGAAUUUGACCAGCCAUAUAUCUUGCUUAAAAAUAAAAAUAGUGUCCUUUCUUGGAUGGUGGAGCAAACUGGACAUGCCAUGGCUGAGUCACUGUUCAGAGUGGCUCAAACUACUUAUGAGGGACAUUUGGAAAACACCACCAAAAAGAAAUUUUAGCCUUCCCUGACAGUGAAGUUUACCAAGAAGAGGAGUUACUAAAAUAAUCUGUAUUAUUUUAGAGAUUUAAUUUAUUUCUUGGAAACAUGGGAGAACUUCCACACCACAAAUCUAUCUGUAACAGAAAUUCGCAAACAUGAAAAUUGUUUUAGGUUCCUUUGAGAUAUUGUGUAAAAUAUUUUCAGUGUGAACCCUUUAUGUACAAGCAAACGAGAUCCAAAAAUUUAGCUAUCCCAAAUUUUGUGGUUUGGAUGGUUCACUGUAUUUUAGUAAUGUUGAAAUAUAUAAAUAGUUUUCCUUUGUUCUUAAUGUCUGCCCCUUAACCAGUCUAGAUUCUUCCCUUUGGUUCAACCAGUAACACUAACUUAUAUUCAGUACGCACCCUGCUUGAAUCUUGGAUGAAGGUUCUGGAGGUUUUCCAUUGUCCUCAGCCAUGCCAGUUACUGCCUUCAAAUAGGUCACUAUAUCUUCCUCCUCAAUUUUCUUUGCAACUUCACCAGAUGUAUUCAUCCUCUGAUAUUGUUUACUGCUAAAUAAACACUGCAGCUAAUACUGCAUCACUAUAUAAUCUGUGAUCUUUUCCAUCCACUACUGUAAUAAAAUGUGACUAUGGAGUUCAGUUUAGUUGAUUCCCAGUUUAGGGGGGAUGACAAAGAUUGUGGAUAGCGGAUGCUGAUAAAAAGGUAGCCAAGAAACAAUUUAAAGAGAAGGCCAGCACCCAGUCUGUGAUGAAAGGAGAACAUCAAGACAUACUGAAUUACUGGGUUUUUGGACUUUGUCUCAUCGUUUGGUAUUCUAAAAACUAAAAAGCACAACGUUUCAGAAACUGAGGGAUGAGGCAUUUACACUGUUGGGUCCUUAGAAAUAUCUGUGUCUAAGGGACCCAACAGAGUAGGUGUCUCCCUCCUCACCUGAGGAUGGAAACAGAUCCAUUUUUCAAAACGU